AUGUACCGUUUGUCCAUAUUUGUCUCUCAUUCCGUAGCCAUAUCCGUCGAAACCAACAGGGGCCUCAAGGCUGGCUUCUCUUCUAGCAAUUCCAAACCUCACAUUGCUCUCUCCGUCGUUGGAUUUGAUUAUCCUAAAUUCGAUAUACCAGCUGCCUUCUCUGAUCACCACGUUAGUGCGCACACUUCUCCAUCCUUGGGGAGUGGUAGCCACGGUGACUCCCCCAUUAACCAGAAUUCCGGGAGACUUGUCAAAAUGCUCCGUCAAGUAAGCUCCAAAUACAACAUCUUCACCAGUAUAGGGCUGAAAGAGCGGAAAUCUGUGGCUGGAGGCGUUUUGGCUAAUACGGUCGCUGCCCUGAAGGACAAUCUGACUACGCGAGACGCCCCAACGACAUGUUCCUCUAAGAUUCUUCAAGACUAUGUUUCCCCGUUUGAUUCGACAGUCGCGCGGCUUUUAACGAAAGAAAGCACUCACAUUGUUGGUAAAACGAACAUGGACGAGUUUGGAAUGGGAAAUUCGUCGCUCAACUCGAAUUUGGGUCCGACUUUGAACCCUCUUUACAGACAAUCCACAGAUAUCGUUGAGUACGAGGAAAAAACGUUCUGGACCAAAGGCAACGAUAUCAACGAACACACAGUUUUCGAGAACCCACAGUCGCCACAGUAUACAGAACAUCGGUACUUGGUUCCACGCUUGAAAGACAGUUACCAGAUCGACCCGGAAAUGCGAAUUGUUGGUGGAUCGUCAGGUGGUUCUGCUGCUGCAGUUGCGGCCGAUCUAGUCGACUUCGCCAUUGGCACAGACACCGGAGGAUCUGUGAGACUCCCCUCGUGUUACACCUCGAUCUAUGGGUACAAGCCGUCGUACGGAAGAAUAUCCAGGUGGGGUCUUGUGUCGUACGCUCAGUCCUUGGACACUGUCGGUAUCAUGUCCAAGAACCUAGACAUUUUGAGCAAUGUUUUCAAAGUGCUCGACCACCAUGAUAGCUCUGAUCCAACUUCGAUCAGCGAGACCCAGCGCAGCCGUAACGAGACUCUUGGAGCCAAGAUAAAACUUGGUGUUCCUUUGGAAAUGAACUUACCAGGCCUCGAUGCUACAAUCAAGGAGAAAUGGCACUCUUUGCUCCAGAAACUCCAGGAAAGUGACAAUAUCGAGCUCCACACUGUCUCUAUCCCGUCCCUGGUCAGCUGUCUACCGGCCUACUACACAUUGGUCACAUCUGAGGCAUCCUCCAACUUGGCGCGCUUUGACGGUAUCAGAUAUGGGUUCCGGAGCAACGAGCAGACCAGCCAAGAGCCUGAGUUCACCACCACGCGAUCCAACGGGUUCGGGUCGGAGGUGAAACGACGCAUCAUUCUUGGUUCGUACUCGCUAUCGUCAUACGGCUACAGCAGCCAUUUCAUGAACGCCAACGGCGUACGCAAGACGCUGAUCAACGAGCUCAACAAUGUCUUCAAAGACCCACACAUGCUGGAUGGGGCGGCUAACCCUGAAGGAGUCGACUUUCUUCUGUGUCCAACAGCGACAUCUCUGCCCCCAUUAGUGUCGGAAUACCAAUCCAUCAAGCCUGUGGAGUCGUACAUGAACGACGUUUUGACGGUUCCAUUCUCAUUGGCGGGGUUGCCUGUGCUGAACAUCCCGUACGGCAAGUCAAUUGGGUUCCAGCUGGCGGGCCAAAUGGGCCAGGACUAUAAGGUGCUGAAAUUCGCACAAUUGAUGCAACAACUAGAUCGUAAGAACUGGACAACUGUCGCAAAGAACUCUCCAAAGAGCCCCAAGAUGCCAAAACUCUCCACAAUGAAGCCCCAGAACGAGUAUUUCAUCAGUAUGAGGAACACUCCAAACAGGAAACAGAUGGACCCUCUCAAUUUCUGUGGUCUCGUGAAAAAAUACACGGUUUUCUGGGGUCCAAUAAUGAGAACUAACCCAAUCACGAAAAGUAGGUUGCUCAUUGCCAGAAGAGCCGAGUCAAAGAAGGUCAACACCCCCAAGAAGAAUAGCAGCACACCGCCUGCCGUAAAUCCAACACCGAAUUCUAAGGGUCAGCAUUUAAAAUAA
This is a messenger RNA of Ogataea philodendri, 2061 nucleotides long. RefSeq lists its product as uncharacterized. The coding region runs from base 1 to 2061 and encodes 686 amino acids. The transcript is spliced from 3 exons. Gene Ontology annotation, biological process: glutaminyl-tRNAGln biosynthesis via transamidation; mitochondrial translation. The record is from RefSeq and is a predicted model, not a curated record. Lineage: Eukaryota; Fungi; Ascomycota; Pichiomycetes; Pichiales; Pichiaceae. Gene Ontology annotation, cellular component: mitochondrion; glutamyl-tRNA(Gln) amidotransferase complex. Gene Ontology annotation, molecular function: glutaminyl-tRNA synthase (glutamine-hydrolyzing) activity.